AUGUGAAGGUGCCAAAACCUGGUGGUGUUAAGAAAGGAUGGAUGCGCCAGUUUGUUGUAGUUUGUGAUUUUAAAUUAUUCUUAUAUGACUUGGCCCAGGACAAAAAUGCUCAACCUUAUGUUUCAGUUUCUCAGGUUUUAGACAUGAGAGAUGAAGACUUUUCUGUUAGUUCUGUAUUAGAAUCAGAUGUCAUUCAUGCUAACAAAAAAGAUAUACCAUGCAUUUUCAGGGUUACUACAUCUAUGAUGAAUCCUCCUGAUGUAAGAAACCAUAUGUUAAUGUUAGUGGAUCGAGAAAGUGAAAAGACAAAAUGGGUAGAUGCUCUUAGUGAACUGCAUCGGAUUUUACGUAGGAAUAAAUUACCUACAAGAAUGGUCUACCAAGCUAAAGAAUUAUUGGACAAUACUAUAACCAUUAUUAAAAAUGCAUUAUCAGCAGCUGUUAUUGAUUAUGAAAGAUUUGCUUUAGGAACAGAAGAAGGCUUAUAUUGCAUUGACUUAGACUGUGAAGACUCCAAACUGUUAACGUUACCAGCACCUGCAUUAAUUAAAAUUUCUAAAGUAGGAGAUGGGAAAAAGAUCUCACAAAUAGAGUAUAUUGCUGAAGAACAACUGUUGAUUGUAAUUGCAGGUAAACAAAGACAUCUGAAAUUAAUACCUGUGGGGGCUUUAGAUGGACUUGAGGUUGAAUGGAUUAAAGUAACUGAUACUAAAGGAUGCAUAGCAUUUUGUACUGUUUGUUUAUGUAAAGGCUCUGUGUCUACUUAUGUAAUAUGUGUUGCUUUUAAACGUCAGGUAAUUAUGUAUGAAAUAAAUAGGCUUAAAGGCAGACAUCAAAAACGUGGUGACAUAACUCUUCCAGGAACACCUCAGUGCCUCGAUAUUAUUGGAGACAAACUGUGUGUUGGCUUCCAGUCUUCCUUUUGCAUGUAUUCUCUCCGUUCUGAUACAGCACCAGUCUGUUUGAUUAAUUCUGACUGCAGUUCUCUUUCUUAUCUUGCACAUAAUGCAAUGGAUGCAUUAGUAUCUGUGGAACUUUCUAAUAAUGAAUAUUUACUUGUAUUUACUCAUCUUGGAGUAUAUGUUGAUUCACAAGGUAAAAAGACAAGAGAACGUGAAUUAAUGUUUCCAGCAAUACCAGUUGCUGUCAGUGUUUCUGAUGGUUAUCUCUGCACUUAUAGUGAAACUCAUAUAGAUGUGUUUGAAAUAGCUACUGGAGAUUGGAUCCAAACUAUUAGUUUAAAAAAAGCAAAACCUUUAUGUCGAACAGGAAUUAUUGGAUUUGUUUUAGCUGCAGAUCUUCCUCAUAUAAUUUAUCUUCAUAAUAUUCAUUUUCAUGAAAAUUUAAUACGGGUUCCAGAACAUGGAGGAGGACAACUUCGUGGUCGAACAGCUAAAGCUGUUCUUGCAAGAACAAGGCGUCGAUUCUCAAUGAGAGAGCCAGAUAAAACAAAUAAAUCUACUACAGAUAGACGUUCACGAAUUAUUUCUGGGCCUACAAAUUUCAAUCAUAUUUCCCACAUGGGACCUGGACAGGGUAUACAGUUACAAAAACUUAUAGAUAUUCCUAAGGUUAGAGUUUUUCAUUUUUAAUUUAUAUGUAUAAUUAUGUUUGUU
Molecule: messenger RNA, 1616 nt
Organism: Centruroides sculpturatus (bark scorpion)
Lineage: Eukaryota; Metazoa; Arthropoda; Arachnida; Scorpiones; Buthidae
Product: serine/threonine-protein kinase Genghis Khan-like
Exons: 15
Coding region: 42-1592 (516 amino acids)
Biological process (GO): peptidyl-threonine phosphorylation; actomyosin structure organization
Cellular component (GO): cytoplasm; cytoskeleton
Molecular function (GO): protein serine/threonine kinase activity; protein binding
Source: RefSeq, a predicted model, not a curated record